Lytechinus pictus (painted urchin) is the source of this 7684-nucleotide messenger RNA. Its product is annotated as protein transport protein Sec24C-like. Gene Ontology annotation, cellular component: endoplasmic reticulum exit site; COPII vesicle coat. Lineage: Eukaryota; Metazoa; Echinodermata; Echinoidea; Temnopleuroida; Toxopneustidae. Gene Ontology annotation, molecular function: zinc ion binding; SNARE binding. The record is from RefSeq and is a predicted model, not a curated record. Gene Ontology annotation, biological process: COPII-coated vesicle cargo loading; intracellular protein transport; endoplasmic reticulum to Golgi vesicle-mediated transport. Bases 10 to 3618 code for a protein of 1202 amino acids. The transcript is spliced from 19 exons.
AUAUUGCGCAUGUGCAAUGACCCAGGUCAGUGCUCUGUAACCAUACGUGGCACACACUAUUGGGCCGGUCCUGUGUGGAAUAGGGGUUAUUUCCGGAUUUCUUCAGGUGAAAAUAAACUGUAUACAGUAUAUAUUUUGUUGGAGCUGAAGUCAAGCAAUCCUGUCCUGAGGAUGAGUUACAUGAACCAACCACCUGGGGGUGGAUAUCAGCAACCAGGAUACAACUCUUACGCUCCUCCCCAAGGUCAGGCUCCACCCAACGCUUAUGGAAGCUAUAGUAACCAGCCUAGCCAACAGGGAGGUUCACCUGCAGGAGCUCCGCCUCCCCCUGGGCCUGGGAAACCGCCUGCAGGAGGUGCAUAUGGUGAUAACAGGCCACCGCAGAACUCGUAUGGAGGGUCAUCCAUGAAUGGACCAUCGUCGGGACCUCCGCCAUCAGGUCCGAGUAAUAACCAGUUUGGGGCACCUAGACGGAUGGGUGGGUACCCUUUACAAGGGCAGCGGCCAGCUGGACCUGGGCAAGGACUUCCUGGACAGGGGCCACCAGGACAAGGACAACGCGCUCCUCCUCCAAUGGGAGGACAACCACCUCAGGGACAACCCCAACAAAAUCUCCCGGGGAGUUAUCAGCAAACCAGACCACCAGUGUCCAGCUCACAACCUGGUUUCUACCAGCCUGGUGCCCCACCCCCGCCAGGCGGAGCUCAACCCAUGAAGCAAGUAACCAAUCAGAUGUCGGCUAUGAAUGUAUCUGGUGGUCCACCCCGCCCAGGCUAUAAUAUGGGAGGUCCUGUAGGAGGCCCACCACCAUCUACGUCAGGGGGAUAUGGGGCACCACCGCCUUCCAGCCAAGCACCUCCUUCAGGGUACCAAGGCCAGCCCCCAACAAGUUACGCUCCAGGACCUUCAACUAAUAACUACUCCAGUGCACCCCCUCCAUCAUCAAGUUACACAGGUGCUCCUCCAACAAAUACAAACUAUGGUCAACCAAGCACAGGGGGACCGCCCCUUCUGAGUAGCUAUGCAGGAGCACCACCCCCUACCUCGAUGGGGCAAGGACCAGCUUAUGGUGCAGGUGCCCCGCCCCCAAUGGGGUCAAGCAUGACUCCGCCCGCCACCCCACCGGGGACCGGCCAAGUAGGUCCGCAAGGAAUGGGAUACCAAGCUGGAGGUCCACCACCACCAGGAGGAAUGGGGAUGCCACCUCAGGGUGGUGUAGGGGGGUAUGGACAGCCCCCUGGUCCAGGUGGAAUGCAACCUCAACCACAGGCGCAACAGCCAGCUCCAAAGAGACUGGAUCCUGAUCAGAUGCCAAGUGCAAUUCAAGUAAUAGAUGAUGACAGGAAAACUAGAGGAGGUCAGCAAUUUAUCACAAAUCUAAGAGGACAGGUCCCACCCCUUGUUACAACAGACUUCCAAGUUGUAGAUCAAGGUAAUGCCAGUCCUAGAAUUAUCCGUAGUACCAUGUAUAGCAUUCCAUGUACUCAAGACCUUGUCAAACAGUCACAAAUUCCUAUUGGAGUUGUCAUAUCACCGUUUGCAGAGAUGAUAAACAAUGAGAACCAGCCUCCUAUAUUAGACCAUGGUCCUAAUGGUCCUGUAAGGUGUAAUCGAUGCAAGGCCUAUAUGUGUUCUUUCAUGACUUUUGUGGAGGGAGGCAGGCGGUUCCAAUGUGCCUUCUGUGGCGGUCUUACAGAAGUUCCGCCUGAAUUUUUCCAGCCUUUGGAUCACAUGGGGAAGAGAGUUGAUAUGUAUGACAGGCCUGAGCUAUCGUUAGGGACCUAUGAAUUCUUAGCUACAACUGAUUAUUGUAAAAACAACACACAACCGAACCCACCAGCUUACAUCUUCAUGAUAGAUGUAACAUACCAGAGUAUGAAGACUGGUAUGGUUAACCUACUUUGUCAAAGACUCAAGACACUCUUGGAUGAUCUACCAAAAGAGCAUGGAGCAAAGGAGUCCAACAUCAGGGUUGGUUUUGUGACGUAUGACACCACGCUUCACUUCUAUAAUGUGAACAGCGCCCUCGCUCAACCUCAGAUGCUGGUUGUGUCCGAUAUCAACGAUGUCUUCAUGCCUUUACUAGAUGGGUUCUUAGUUCGGCUUUCAGAAUCAAGGGCUUGUAUCGAAAGCCUUUUAGAUCAGAUCCCAGAAAUGUUUGCAGAGACGAGAGAGACUGAGUCCAUGUUAGGACCGGUUGUACAAGCUGGUUUAGAGGCUCUCAAGGCUGCUGAUACGUCAGGCAAGCUCUUAUUAUUCCAUUCAUCGCUUGCAAUCCUGGAAGCCCCAGGAAAGCUCAAGAACAGAGAUGACAGAAAACUCUUGGGGACAGACAAAGAAAAGACCGUGUUGACACCCCAGAUCAACUUCUACACCAAGCUAGGUCAGGACUGUGUGACAAGCGGAUGCAGUGUGGAUACCUUCCUCUUCCCAAACUCCUAUGUAGAUGUAGCAACGGUUGGUCAGGUCUCUACGCUCACUGGAGGACAGUGCUACAAGUACAGCUACUUCCAGGCUGCCAACGAUGGAGAGCGUUUUAUCUCUGACCUCACCCGAAACCUUACCCGCGAGACAGGCUUUGAUGCGGUCCUCAGGGUCCGUACCAGCACUGGCAUCAGACCAACAGACUUCUAUGGUAACUUCCACAUGUCAAACACGACAGACGUGGAGCUCGCAUCGAUAGAUUGUGAUAAGGCGGUUACCGUGGAGAUUAAACAUGAUGAUAAACUACAAGAAGAUGUAGGAGCAUUUAUUCAGACUGCUGUGUUAUAUACCAGUGUAAGUGGUCAGAGACGACUACGUGUCAUCAAUCUCUCCCUCAACUGCUGUUCUCAGAUGGCUGAUAUGUACCGCAACUGUGAGACGGAUACCAUCAUCAACUUCCUUGCCAAAUAUGCUAUCCGAGGUGUACUGAACUCCAACCCUAAAGCUAUCAGGGAUAGCGUCACUAAUAGAUGUGCCAACAUCCUAGCAUGCUACAGAAAGAACUGUGCUACACCCUCAUCUCAUGGACAGCUUAUCUUACCAGAGUGUAUGAAAGUACUCCCUCUCUAUGUGAACUGUGUGAUGAAGAGCGAUGCUUUCUCUGGAACCACAGACAUCACUACUGAUGAUAGGAGCUGGUUGAUGCAGACUGUUCUAUCCAUGGAUGUAGUCUCAACUCAUGCAUACUUCUACCCUAGACUCAUCCCAGUUCAUGACAUUGAUGUGAACAGCGAAGACAUCCCCAGCGCAGUCCGAUGCUCCAUUGAAAGAUUCCAAGACCAAGGUGUUUACCUCCUUGAAAACGGUCUCAUGCUCUUCAUGUGGAUUGGAUUACAUGUGAACAAUGACUGGGUUCAGAACGUGUUUGGUGUAACCUCCCCCGCCCAGAUCAAUAUCGAAUCACAUCAGCUGCUUGAGAGAGAUAACCAAACGUCCAGGCGGCUGAGGAGUAUGAUUGACGUGCUUCGCUCGGAAAGACCGAGAUACAUGAAGCUGACCCUUGUGAGACAGAGGGACACCCUGGAGCCAUGGUUCAAGCAUUUCUUGAUGGAAGACAAGGGAUCCAAUGCCUCGGCAUCCUACGUAGACUUCCUGGUCCAUAUGCACAGAGAGAUCCGUAGUAUCCUGAGCUGAGACCUGUCAUGAUGAUCAUCUUUGUAUGAUAUCCUGAGAUAAACAUUAGCAUAGUCUAGAUCGUAAGUGUGAGGUCCUAGGUCUCUGUGAUGUCUACGUGCUUAACCCGCUGCCUACUGGAAUGGAUGACCUCUGCACAGAGCAUUGGGUAAUGAUAGAAGUCGGGAGCCAAAGGAUUAUGAGCCACCAAUGUGGACCUAGACUUGAUGUUUGGACUGAACAAAUUGGUCAAAUUUGAGAUGAGAAAUUGCCAUAUGAAUAUCCUAACUGGAACUUGAACUUGGUUGCUUUCCAAGCGAUAACAAUAACAUAACACUGGUAGCACCGGUUAGAUCGAGCAUGAAAUAAUUUAAAAAGCUGUCAUGGGCUUUUGAAGAGUUAUAAUCAUAUAACCAUGAGAAUUGGCCACAGCUUGGUGUUCAGAGGAGCCCAUAUCUUGGACGUGGAACUUGGGGAUGGAUGGCACAUCCUUCAAGCUUAAUACUCCUCAGGGAGUGGAGCAGGUGGGUCAAUCAUUCUAGAACUUAACUGAUCGGGUUCAUGUGAUUAUGAUUAAUCAUAUUUUGAAGGUUACAACAGAAGUAUCGAUAUCAUUUCAUACAUUAUUGUUACUGUUAUACUGCUGGGCAAUUCAUAAAGUAUGUUGAUUCGACUCCCUAUAUUUCUGACUGUAGUGAAAUGGUUCAUCUCUGUUUUCUAUUUCAUAUAAAAAGCUGCAAUGCUCUCAAAUCAUGGCUUGGAUAGUUCAUAUAUCGAAGUGAAAAUGGGUGGUUGGAUACAAAAAAAAAUUACUUUAUGGAAUUGCCCUGCCUUGGAGUGAAACUAGACUGCCUAAUUAGGUAUCAAGUGCUUAGUUAUUAUUAAAGAAUGAAACUGAUGUUUAUUUUGUUAUUUUGGUCUUCAGAUGGUAUGUCCCCUAGCUUUGUUUUCAAAUCAUGUUUCCUACCAAGCAGUUUGGUAUCAUGUUUCCUAAUAUGAUGUGAUAGGCAUGCUGUGGUUUAGCUUUUACCCUAAUUUCCAAAGCUAACCAUCAAUGUCUCAACUUAUUGCACUCAUUGUUUCCCCCUAAGUUUGUUCAUAUUUUGGUUCAAGUAUAUUUUGUAUUGUGUUGUCUGUCUGUGUGUGUUCCAAAUUGUUUUUAAUAUGUCAUUAUUGUGGUGUUAACAUUCCAAAUUUGAAGUCUUUGCAAGGUGCCUGGAUGGAGAUUGCUCCAUUCUUCUGUUAGGAAAUGAAAAUGUCUAUAAGAAAUCUGUCAAGAAUGUGAAAGCCACACAUAACAGUGGCGCUAGAAAGUUCGUGAACCCCUCCACAAAAUGCACUUCUUUAUGCUCAGUGUUGAAUGUCGACAACAACACUACAAUGUCCGGCAAGCCCAGAGAAACAAACUUUAUUGAAUGUAAUAUUUUCUCAUCCCACUUCACAAUUAAAUAUCUACAAUAUGGCAGAAAUUGAACACUUUAAAAUAUGUUCAUUUUCUGGUGGGGUUGACUAGCUUUUAGCACCACUAUAAUGACAGGACAAAAUAUUGAAUAUGAGUAGAACCUUUCAUUUCUACUCUAUUUGCAAAGACAGAUGGAUUGGAUUUGAUCAAAUCAAUUCCAUAAAAUAUGUAUACCCAACCCCCUCUAUGUGGAACUUUCCUGAAUGAUUUGCCUCUCUUUUCUGGUUUAUAUGAAAGUUUGUAAUGAGCAAGUUAACAUGGCUUGGGCGAUUAUGAGGUAAGAAUAGAGAAAAAGGGUGCUGGCUAAGAAAAAUAUAUUUUAUGGAAUUGGACAUUACACAAUUGGCAUAUUUAGAAUGUUUUCUGCAGCUGGCCUAUAGACUAGAAUCGAAGGCUUUACUUGUCAAGAUUAGUUUGAUAGGAAUAUACGCAUGAAACAGACUAAAAUAUUGAUAAUUGUGAAUAUACAAAAAACAAACUAGCAUAAUCAAAUUUCAUCAACAUUUGAUAAUAAGAGGUUUAUUUUUAUUUUUAAAUUUAUUCUAUUUUCACUUCUUAAAUUUUUUUUCCUAUUAUAUGUAUUUCUUCAGAAUGUUUGUGUACACGUUGUGUAUUUCUACUUAAAUGUUGUAAUAAUAAUCUAUAUGAGGAAAAUCAGAUUACCGAACGAACGAACAAGCAGUUUCCGUCCUUGUCUAAAAGUUUGAUAUUGCUGUGCAUUUAAAAUGUUUUAAAAAUUAUCAUGAACUUAACUGCCUAGAUGCUCAAAAUUGUAAUAAUGAGUAAGAGUCAACUUAUGUAAUGCCCAAUGUCUGCUAAUAAUUACUCCACUCCUAAAGAUUCUUUUUAAAAUGCAACUACAGAAAAUAAAGUUUAUUACUACUUUGUACAACAUCUUUUAACUAAAUGUAUCUGCAUUUAGAGCUUUACUUGUUGUGAACUUGACUUUAUCUCCAUAAUUGAAAAUGAUGUCUUCACAAGUUUUGAUUUUCUGAAUGUAUUUAAACCUAUUUUUGUUGUUUCCAGGGUUGGCAAGCAAUAAAUGUCAAGUAAGAUCUAUUUUGAUACCCAAAUAAUGUUGCUAUUUGAGAUAAAUAUCAUUCUAUGGUAUCUAUGGAACAAAUAUAAUGUUGGCUGAUAUGUGUAAGGAUUCAUACUUUUUUCCAUACAAAUGUUUUCAAAUAUUAUUUUUCCUGUGGUACUUUAUGAAUCGUUUCUCAAUAUGAAUUUUUGUUUCAUACCAGUUGUAAUGCUUCCUCCAAUUACUUUCCACUUUCCACAGAUACUGAUAUUAAUCAGCUGUGAUUGCAAAUUAUCUUUCAUGCAUUUGGGGUUUGUUUUGUGUUAGUUUCAUUGGUUAUUUUAUAGAAAAGCCUGCUUUCAGCUACAAUUCUUGCACAAUGCAAGAAAUUUGUCUAAUUGCAGAUUAAUAUCUUCCCAUUUGUUGUGAAUGAUAUCUCAGAAGAUCGACAUGGUGUCCACUGUCCAAAGUAAAGCAUAAAAGGGGUGCUCAAGAACCAUCUUUUGCAAUAAAUUUGGCAAGAAACAUAUUUGCAAUUGACAAAUCAAUUUCAACUACUAGUAAAGCAAAUUUUCUUUUCAAGAAGCAGACCAACAAUCGAACCUAUAUUUGCAAGAUUUAAGAUUGAAUUGGAGGAUUCGCAAUUGAUUGAAAUUUUCAGGUAGUACAAUGUGAAAAUACCUUCUUAGACAGUGCACCCUUUGUUCAAAAAUGGGCAUUUCUACAAAAUAUUCAUGCCCGACCCCCAGAUUUUUAGUUCAAAUUUGUCCAUGUGAUCAAUUUUCUUGGCUUGUGUAAUGGGAGUUUGACAUUAAAAAAAGCUCAAUUAUUUUAAUGGAAUUGUCCAGGUUUUAACACUAAUCAAAACUUAACAUUUGUGGAAUCUGUGUUUUGUAUUUUUGUUGAGGGUCACUGUUGAACUUUAACCCCUUGACUUUGGUUAGCCGAUCACCCUUGUAUUACACUCUCUAAAUUGAUAACAUCUAGUCACUGUUUAAAAAUGCAAAUUGGCAACUAUUUGUAACAAUUAUGCCAUUUUCAUACAUUUUAACUGAUGUUAUGUCCAUAGUCAAAUUCAUUCAAAGCAUGAAAAUGAAUAGAAAGAUAUAAAUUGUUGCCAAUUUAAGGAGACGAAAACAGUGUACCUGUAGGUGAUUGUGUUAAACAUAUGAGAAUAAAAUAAUUCCAUUAAUAGUGGAUUAUAAAAUUUCCAGAUGGCAAAACAGAUGAACGAUUAAUUUGUCACAAAUUGAGAGAUAUGGUUAGGUAUAUACCGCAGCAUAUUUAUGUAAAAAGCUAAAUAUAUUUCUUUUAAAAGUGUUUAUGUUCAAAAUUAGAAUUGUAAAAAAAAAAAAAGAAGAGAGAUAUAAUAAGUGGUAUGUAUGUGGUACAUUUAGAGACCUAUUUUUUACUCUAUAAGUUUCUGCUUCAUUUACUAUCUUGUCAUAAUGAAAUCCAAGAUGAAAUUGAAUCGUAUCACAAUAGAGAUGUUAUGUUGUAGAGUAGAAUGAUUAGUCGAAACUCGAAACAUAUCAAUUACAUACAUGUACAAGCAUAAUGUAUAAAGAAUAUUAAAUUUGCUGGUAUUUCAAAUACAAAGGAAA